Molecule: messenger RNA, 780 nt
Organism: Canariomyces notabilis
Lineage: Eukaryota; Fungi; Ascomycota; Sordariomycetes; Sordariales; Chaetomiaceae
Product: small nuclear ribonucleoprotein SmF
Exons: 3
Coding region: 65-340 (91 amino acids)
Biological process (GO): spliceosomal snRNP assembly; mRNA splicing, via spliceosome
Cellular component (GO): catalytic step 2 spliceosome; pICln-Sm protein complex; U1 snRNP
Molecular function (GO): RNA binding
Source: RefSeq, a predicted model, not a curated record
CGAGCCACAACCGUCAGGGGCCGCCAAACAAGGGAAAAGCGACAGACAGAGAGAGAGAGAUAAUAUGAGUUUCGUCCCGAUCAACCCGCGUCCGUUCCUCCAGGACCUGGUCAACAAGGACGUGAUUGUGCGUCUGAAGUGGGGCGAGACCGAGUAUAAAGGGAGACUGGUGAGCAUCGACAGUUACAUGAACAUCCAGCUGAGCAACACGGAGGAGUUUAUCGACCGCAAGUUCACGGGGGCUCUGGGCCAGGUUCUAAUACGGUGCAAUAACGUGCUUUAUGUGAGGGCUGCGAAAGAGGAAGGGGAGGGCGAUAGGGAUACUAAGAUGGAAGGGUAAUCUCAUGGCCAUUAAAGGGGAAGAAUCAGCAAAAUGUGGCUAGAACGAAAGGGUUUGCCUGAGGUGGAAGCUACCAUCGGAAAGGCGAGACAUGUCCCAAUCGUCACGAAGCAGAGUGGUUGGAUGAUAUGCGUGGCAUGGCAUGAAUGGGCACCAUGCUCUGAUGAACAGACUGAGAAGAGGUGACGCCGGGCGAAACUGGCAUACGAUCAUGGCCAUGUCACUGAGAGGGGUUCUGGACGUCGUGCCCUCUAUGAACCCGGAUGGAUGAUGAGUUUCACAUUAGGCUCGCCAUAAUAAGCCAGCCCUUCAUCUGGGCCCUACAUCAGACAUGCGACUUUGCGACUGCUGUGAAGCUCUGACGCGCCAACCUUAAUCCGCGUGUUAGGUUCAACCCAUGCAUACACCUCAACCAACCACUCAUACCACACCCUCGUGUC